This is a messenger RNA of Dunckerocampus dactyliophorus (ringed pipefish), 3240 nucleotides long. RefSeq names its product Fc receptor-like protein 5. The transcript is spliced from 6 exons. The record is from RefSeq and is a predicted model, not a curated record. Gene Ontology annotation, molecular function: transmembrane signaling receptor activity. Gene Ontology annotation, biological process: cell surface receptor signaling pathway. The coding region runs from base 2 to 1876 and encodes 624 amino acids. Lineage: Eukaryota; Metazoa; Chordata; Actinopteri; Syngnathiformes; Syngnathidae.
CAUGGCCUACCUUGGCUCCCGAGCGUUUCUUCAGUGUGUGGCCCCUGAGUGCCUUCAACCGGUCACGUACAAGCUGAUGAGGGAUGGUCUCCUGAUUGACACUUCCACACAUCUCCAAGCGGCCCAGCCUGCAACGUUCUCCCUGAAGGUCACUGUGAUGUCAGAGGGGUUGUACCACUGUGAGGCCGACACUGAAGGAAGCACAGGAGCGAGCAACAGCAUCAGACUAAGUGUAGUUACUCCUGAUUCAAACACCAGAGUGACAUCUGACCCCUUCCCGCCUGUGGUUUACGAGGGGUCGAGAAUGGUUUUGAGCUGCGAUGCUGCGCGGGGCUCCCACCUCUCCUACACCUGGUUUCACAACAGGACGGAAGUGACUCCUGCAACCAGGACUGGCAAUAAGCUUGUGAUGGAGAGGGUGACUCCAGAGCAUGCUGGGUAUUAUUACUGUACGGCGUGGUCCAGGGUGCGAGACGUCCAACGAGUUUCCAGCAGUUCAGAGGUGAAGAUGGCAGUAAAAGUCUAUCUUUCAAAACCAAAGAUCUCUCUCUCCGUCUUCAAAGAUGGGGGGAGUUACCGUGGUAACGUGACCUGCUGGUCAUCAAGAGGAACUCCUCCCAUCAACUUCUCCCUCGCGGUGGAUGAUAAGGCAGUGGCUUCUGUUCUGGCAGCUGAGUCUCUCAGUGCCUGGUUCAACGUGACAGUGGUCCCCCGGCUGGAUGUGGGCGUGGCUCGAUGCUGGGUGAAAAAUGAGGUGCAGGAGUUGAAGAGUGAGCCUUUGACACUGGAAGUGGGUAUGAGGCACUCGCGUGAGGGAAAUGCCCUGACAAUGUCUUAUCGACUCGUAUCACUUAUUUCUCGUCUUCAUCUUUCCUUGCUCGUAUGUCCAGUGCCAGUUGGAGGAGAUGUUCACGUGGAAGUUGAAUAUCUCUACACAGCUCACUCCUUACUUGCUGCAGCACGACUGACGUGUCAUGUCAGUCGAGGCUCUUUCCCUUUGGUCGCUUGGCUUUUGAACGACUCCCUUCUUCCCUCUGAGACGCUAGAUGAUGAUUCCCACGAUUACGCCCUGACGGACCGCAGACGUACUCUUAUCCUGGUCAAGUUCCGCCUCCAACAGUUAGGGUAUUACCGAUGCAGGGUCAGGGACAGCUAUGACGACGCCGGCGCCUGGCUGGAGAGUGGAGCUGUGCUAAUCCAAGUGAAAGACGUGAUGCCUGACAGCACACUCCUGGAAACACCUUCUCCUGAGACAUCAGCGAACGUGAGCACAGAGAUGAUCGCCAUAGCGUUCUGCUGCUUUCUUCUCCUCACGUUGGCAGUCGGCAUCGUCAGCGUGUACAUGAUGAUUGAGGACAAACAAGGUGUGUCUGUGUGUGUUAUGAGGGGACUUUCAAUGGCUGGAGAAGUAAAUACGUUCAUUUUUGCAGGUCUUCCACGCAGUUCUGCAACAAAUUGUCGGUCCAAUGUGCUGCCUUUAUCUGAAGCUAUCUGCAACUCGGAGGUAAAGCAGGCUGAUACCGUCCCAACGGGCUGGGAUCUAAACAACCAGAUACAUACGCUCAGGACGCCAAACAAUGUUCUGUUUAGGGACCCAAUUUGGCCAAGAAUUAAAACUACUGUAUUUUUUGCUUUGGAUUGCUAUUGCUUGUUACAAGCCCACAUAAGUCACCUUUCUUCCUUUUUUGCUGUUCUAGAUUGUGGAGCUCACGGUGUGAGGGUGCGCCUUUCAUCAAACGCAUCAACUUUUCAAGCAUAUUUUCUUUCAUUUUUCAUUCAUCACGUUGUCUGCUGGUAUUCCAGUUCUCCCAUUUUUUAUUUUCACUUCCGUUGCGGAGAACAUUGUCAUAAACACAAAUCAAUUAAAGCCAAAUAAACACCGCCAACACUACUUCUACUUCUUCCAAAUCAUUUCUAACAUCCAUUCAUCUUCUUCCACUUAUCCGAGGUGGGGUCGUGGGGGCAGAAGCCUAAGUAGGGAAAGCUCAGACUUUCCUCUGCCCAGCUACUUCUUCCAGCUCCUCCCGGCGGAUCCCGAGGCGUUCCCAGGUAUAGUCUCUCCAAUGUGUCCUGGGUGGGCCUGUCGCGAUAACAAAUUUUGCUGGUUGAUAAUUGUGCUACGAAUUAUCGUUGAUAAUCGAUAUUAUAGGCAUUUUUCAGACACUUUUUUCCAUUAAUAGUCAUGAGAGGUGCAAUUUACAUUUGAACCACUAGAUGGUACUCAAUUAUAGUGUACCUGUGUGAGCCACAUAGCUUGACACAAAAGUUGCCUGUAUAGACCCUGUCUGUGUUAAAGGGGACCUAUUAUGCUUUUCCGACCUAUAAAUGUUGUGACAAUGUUGUAUUCUUGUGUUAAAUGAUGCCAUCGCGUCAGAUAAUGAGGUUUGCGCAUUUGGAAGUGAACGCUGAGAGCAGUUUUGGAGGGCACUGCACGCUUUUUUUUAACACCGAGUUCCAUUGACGUCAAUGAAACCUGGACUUCCUUAUAUGGGCAUGCCCAGCACCCCCGCUCUGUUCACGGUGUUAGCACAUCGAGCAAUGGCUCCCAGGAAAUGUUUGUUGGGGUGUGCCUAAAGAGGCGAGCAUCAGGCAGAAGUGGUUGGAGUUGUUGAUUCCCGACCAGCAAGAGAGGAGCAUAUUUUGCUCCUCUGUCAACGGCACUUCACACGGGACUGUUUCAUGAACACGGGCCAAUACAAAGCUGGACUGUCCACCAAACUGUUGCUGAAGUCCGACACCUUUCCAACGUUACCUGGUCGUGUUGAAGAGUCAGAGGAGCAACCUGUAAGUAACAAUUUAUCAAUGCCCUAACUGUUUAUUUUGUGUAAGUAAUACAACAAAAUGGGUUCUGCAGCUGUCUGGAAGUCCUCGGGAGCACUUGGGAGUGUGACCAAUCACAGGGGAGUGAGCUCGGCGGGAGGCGUAUCUGGAGGAGGGCCGAGGGUGGACUAAAUUACAUAGAUCGUUUGGGCGGGAGGCAGGAAACACUGCAGGAAAAGGUGCCGAGUCUGGAAGAUCUAGAAAGCUUUCUGUGCGGGUUAUGCGUGUAGCUGCUCUACAGGAGUCCACAACUCAACACAAAUGCCCGAAAAUUAGUAUAAUAGGUCCCAUUUAAGAAAAAAAAAACACUCCAAUUAAAACUACACACACACACCCGCAGUUAUGUGGUGUAUCGUUAAACUAAUGUCUUCUUUCACUCGGUUAUACAGUUCAGGAAUUGCUGUUUAUGACAUGUGCAUG